Molecule: messenger RNA, 291 nt
Organism: Anisakis simplex (herring worm)
Lineage: Eukaryota; Metazoa; Nematoda; Chromadorea; Rhabditida; Anisakidae
Source: the annotation of a GenBank genome assembly
AUGAUGGGAACAAUACGGAGAAAACAAGUCAGAGCUUCCACCUCAACUGCUGGCUUUAGAGAACAGCGCCUUUGUCAUUUGGAUGGCACUGAACUCAGAGUGGAACUCAGAGGGAAGUUCCGGAAGAGACGACUCUUUCUCGAGGAUCUGGGAAAGGCAUUGGUGAGACCACAAAUCAAGGAAAGACAGCUUUUCCACAGAACCCCAGCCUCUGCAGCCAUUGUGAGGAGUGUUCAGGAGGAGAAUGCUGGUGCUCUAUCCGUGAACCUACACUACACUGCUGAUCAGUAG